Molecule: messenger RNA, 1920 nt
Organism: Aphanomyces invadans
Lineage: Eukaryota; Oomycota; Saprolegniomycetes; Saprolegniales; Verrucalvaceae
Exons: 2
Coding region: 85-1464 (459 amino acids)
Molecular function (GO): RNA binding
Source: RefSeq, a predicted model, not a curated record
GUUGUCUUGACAGGAACAAGCAGUGGCACGUUCACCUCGCCCAUUCCCCACAAUCUCCUCGACGGGGACGGCCGUUGUGGUGCCAUGAGCUCGUCGUACACCCUGCCCCCGCUGCACAUGUUGUCAUCGGCGGUGUCGUCAGUUGCAGCCCCCACACUCUCGUCAACCCUUCCAAUGCGACGACGACUUCCGCUUCCCUUUGCAGGCCACGCCCUCCAGCCUCGUCGUCUGGCCAGUGAAGACCGAUCGAGGCCCGCGUCUCCACUAUCUCCCGCCCAUCACAAUAAGGUGAUUGUGGUGGGGCUCAGAAAAAGCCUCGAUGAUGCGGGGCUGAGGAACAUGUUUAGCCAGUACGGCACGGUGAUCGAUGCCAAGGUCGCCGUGGACGACAAGAAGGGCGUUUCCUCUGGGUAUGGGUUCGUUACGUUCACCGAUGCCGCGGCCAAGUAUGAAGCGAUCAAGUGCAUGCACCAGAGCAGUGUCAACGGAGUUGUCUUGACAGUGCGAGAUGUGUCAUCCAAGAAGCACCGACUUCUCGACGCUGGCGUCAAUAAUCCGUCCAAGGCGAAUGGCAAGAAGCUCAAAGUCGAGGGCGGUAGCACAGCUCAUAGACGCAGGUACGACAACCAAGACACAGAGUCGGACGAAGGAGACCCUAUCAAGAGCGAGAACUGUUCGGCCAACACACACGUGGGCAAGUCAGAGGACGAUGGCGACGACAAUCGCAACCAUCGUUGCCGCAGCAACAGGGAUAACACGGGAGCCAAAGGCUUCACACUGGAAGACGACGAACGAGCCACACGAUUGAAAAAAGAUCGCAUGCGAAAAACCAAGUAUCGCAAGCAAAAGUUGGCCCAAGUCGACUCGCUCAAGAAUGAAGCACACUUCCUGGAACUGCAACUGGAACAGCUCAAGGCCAACAUGACCGACCUGCACAAGUCGCAGCACGCGCAUAUAGCCCAUGGACACGGCGCAGUAUGGCAAAACAUCUGCACUGCGGAGGCUGCCAAGAAGCGUGCCAGUCUCGAGGAGCAGGAGUGUCUCUACCAGUCGCUAGUGGAGCACCUUCACAUUGCCGUGUCGCUCAAGCGAAGGAUGAUGGGCAAUGGCCCUCGUCAUGACGUCCCGCUGUGCUUCGACCCGCGCGGACAACCUGCGGACCCGUAUUGCGCCAAGCACACUCUGUCCAAGCAUCCCGUCAUGCGCAUCCAAACCGUGCGUGCAAUGCUCGACGACCAACUUCACCAACUUGCCGACACAUUUAUCGCCAAGCUGCCGACGGCCGACCACGACGGGCCGUUUGGGCUCGUCCUCCAACAUGACGACAUUUCGUUCGUAGAAAUAAACAAAUUUGGUGUCGUGUACGGAGGUGUCGUCGACGUUGGUGACGUCCUGUGGCGCGUCCAGCUGUCGUCGCACGGAGCCAGCACCAAGGUACGUCGCCUUGUCGAUGCCAGUGGUUGAGAUGUUGGACCAAGGUCGAUCUGCUGGACGACCACACUUGUUUUCUCCAAACGUUCAAGAACGAUGGCCUGACCAUGGAUGGCCCGACGCCCCACCACUACAUUGCAAAACGGUUCAUCGAACGAGGGCGACAGGUGCUGUUGCUCCGCAGCGUUCUCCACGAUGAGCUAUCGCCUCACCAGAACCCAGCCAAGGACCACGUCGUGUCGUGGGUGGUCGUGGAAGACAUCUCGCAUCCCCACGACAACUACCCCACCACAUGCAUCCGAGGGUACACCCAAAUGUGUCUGCGCACGGUAGAACCGACGGGCGCGUCGGUGCAAGAGUACAGCGUAUACAUGAAUGACGCAACCAAAUGCAACGACUUGCUCAACCACGAACUGCAUCGGCACUUUCGGUGUUUGAUAUUGAAUUAACGAUCUCGAUCGAAUCCAUGCCACCGUCAUGAUCUCUUUC